Engraulis encrasicolus (European anchovy) is the source of this 885-nucleotide messenger RNA. RefSeq names its product unconventional myosin-Va-like. The record is from RefSeq and is a predicted model, not a curated record. Gene Ontology annotation, cellular component: vesicle; cytoplasm; actin cytoskeleton. Gene Ontology annotation, biological process: actin filament organization; vesicle transport along actin filament. Bases 118 to 885 code for a protein of 255 amino acids. The transcript is spliced from 7 exons. Lineage: Eukaryota; Metazoa; Chordata; Actinopteri; Clupeiformes; Engraulidae. Gene Ontology annotation, molecular function: actin filament binding; ATP binding; microfilament motor activity.
UCUCCGAGACAUCGCCUAUUUCUAGUCUCAACCCCUCCAUGGCUAAAAGUUAGCAUUCAUUAAUGUCGUUUAAAUUCAGCCAAGUUUGGCCAAGUCACUGCCACCGGGGAAAUUGACAUGGCAUCGGAGCUGUACGUAAAGCAUGCACGUGUAUGGGUGGCUGACCAGGUGCAGGUUUGGCGUCCCGCUGAGCUGGUCAAGGACUACACGCCUGGGGACAGCGCCCUGCUGCUGCGCCUGGACGAUGGCACGGAGUUGGAGCAGAAGCUGUCGGCGAAGGAGCCCCUGCUACCGCCCCUUCGCAACCCCGACAUCCUGGUGGGCGAGAAUGACCUGACGGCUCUCAGCUACCUGCAUGAGCCGGCCGUCCUCCACAACCUCCGCAUACGCUUUGUGGAGUCAAAGAUCAUCUACACCUACUGCGGCAUAGUGCUGGUGGCCAUUAACCCUUACGAGUCGCUGCCCAUCUAUGGCUGUGACAUGAUCGCCGCAUACAGUGGGCAGAACACGGGCGACAUGGACCCACACAUCUUCGCUGUGGCAGAGGAGGCGUACAGGCAGAUGUCACGAGAUGAAAAGAACCAGUCCAUCAUCGUGAGUGGGGAGUCAGGUGCAGGGAAGACGGUAUCUGCCAAAUACACCAUGAGGUACUUUGCCACAGUUGGUGGGUCAUGCAGCGACGCCAACAUCGAGGAGAGAGUGCUGGCCUCCAGCCCCAUCAUGGAGGCCUUUGGGAAUGCCAAGACUACCAGGAAUGACAACAGUAGCCGCUUUGGGAAGUAUAUCGCCAUCGGCUUUAACAAGAAGCACCUGAUCAUCGGGGCCAACAUGAGGACCUACCUGCUGGAGAAGUCAAGAGUGGUAUUCCAGUUGGAAGCCAAAUAA